This is a messenger RNA of Penicillium salamii, 1344 nucleotides long. The record is from the annotation of a GenBank genome assembly. Lineage: Eukaryota; Fungi; Ascomycota; Eurotiomycetes; Eurotiales; Aspergillaceae.
AUGGACACGAUACGCCCAAGGAAUAUUGUCAUUGUUGGCGCGGGAAUCGCCGGAAUCGCAUGCGCCCUCUCUUUGUCCAAGGAACUCACACCAUUUGUCCCGGACUUGAUGAUCACUGUAUACGAGCGACAUGACAUAUUGUCCACUUCUGGCGGCGCCAUCAACCUCACACCUGUCGCUCAGCGGCAUCUCGCACAAUUGGGGGUAUUGGAUGAGUUGGAUCGGAUGGGCCCCGAGGGGGGAGCCGAUGUGGAUGCCAUAGAACUUUUCUCGAUGCGCUCCGGCCGUCCCAUUGGCUCCAUCGACUUCACCGACCACAAUGGAAAUGGCUUCGGCGGAUAUAAGGGCCGAAGAGUGAUGCGGAUUGUUCUAUCUGUGGCAAUGUUGACGGUGGUCGAGCGGGUCAAAAAUAUCGAAAUUGUGUUUGGCAAAAAGGUGGUAGGCGGCGAGGAGCUCGAGGACAGGUCCGUUCUGCACUUCCAGGAUGGCACCGAGGCUUCCGGGGAUUUAGUGAUCGGCUGUGAUGGCGUCCAUUCGGCGGUCCGAACCCAGUUUCUCGAUGUGGGUCGGCCUGCCGAAUACACGGGAUUAUCCUUUUUGCAGGCCACCCUCGAUACCAACACGCUUUCCAGCCCUAUUCAUUUUAAAUCGUCAUCUUUGAACAUAUCACGCCAUGGGUCAAUCCUCGCCAGCUACUGUGAUCGGGAUGGUGACCAAAUAUUCGCUGCUGCGAUCGUUCAAUUUAGCCAAGAUGCGCUGAGCCGCUAUCGACUGGAGCCGGGCCAAGAUUGGGCCACUCAACAUCGGAUCCGGUGUGCCCUGCGCGAAGAAAUUAGAGACCGUUUCGGCAAGACUUCGCUUCCGUGCAUUCGAGAGAUGAUCAACAGUAAAGCCGAUUGGAUGCUGUACCCAGUAUACCAAGUUCGCCCAGGCGGCCGCUGGUCUAUGAAUCGAACCAUCUUGCUGGGCGACGCAGCACAUGCCAUGCCGCCGCGCGACGAGUCUGCCGCAUAUGCGUUGGACGACGCGAUCCUGUUCUCGCGUAUCUUGGCGCGUUACCGCUCAGAACCACUGACGGAGGUCUUUGACGCGUAUGAGAGCCUUCGACGCGACACCAUCAACCGCGCAUUCAAAGAAUCUCGCCGCAUGUGGGAGCGAAAUAGAGACAUGGGGUUGUUCGAAGGGAGGCUGAAAGAAUGGAUGAUGUCUUUCCACAUCAAAUCCCACGAGAGCGCGCGGGAAGCUGCAUGGGAGUUUGACGCGACAAAAAUGGCUCUCCCUACACCGGCGCCGAGUGAAGACUUGGUGUCUUUGAACUCUUUCCUAAGAGAGCGUACCCUUUGA